CAUCAGAAUCUCUACCUUGAAGUUUAUUUGAUUAUUUCACCACCAAUCUUGCAGAGAGAGAUAGAGAGAAGGCAAAAAUGGCAGGAAAGCAUGUCCCAAGAUCCAAAUCUCGAAUCCUCCUUUUCGGUCUCUUGCUUCUCGGAUUCUCCCUCCUCUUCUUCCUCUUUUCCCCUUCUCCAAAGCGCCAAUCUGUGCGUUCACAGUUUCUGAACCCUAACGUUAAUGUGGAGACCUCAUUUGUGGCCUCACUAGAGGAUUUCCUCACACGUAAAGCACCUACUGGAUCAACAUUCGGUCGCGAUGAUACUGUGAGUGGGGAAGCUGGGGAAGAGGAGGUGAGAAAGCUGGAUAAUAAGAUUUAUGAAAUGGAGAUGGAUAGGUUAUAUGGAGAUCCUUACUAUCCUGUGAGUUUGCCGCUUAAGGUUUAUGUGUAUAACAUGCCAAGCAAAUUCACCUAUGAUUUGCUCUGGCUGUUUAGGAAUACUUACAAGGAGACCGACAAUCUGACCUCCAAUGGCAGUCCAGUGCACCGUCUCAUCGAACAGCACUCCAUUGAUUAUUGGCUUUGGGCAGAUUUGAUUGCUCCAGAAUCAGAAAGACUUUUAAAGACUGUUGUUAGAGUUCAUCGGCAAGAGGAGGCAGAUUUAUUCUACAUACCCUUCUUUACUACCAUAAGCUUCUUCCUGAUGGAGAAACAACAAUGCAAGGCACUUUAUAGGGAAGCUUUGAAGUGGGUGCAAGAUCAACCCGCAUGGAAGCGCUCUGGUGGAAGAGACCACAUACUUCCGGUGCAUCAUCCCUGGUCAUUUAAAACUGUUCGCCGAUUCAUGAAGAAUGCGAUCUGGCUGUUGCCAGAUAUGGAUUCCACAGGAAACUGGUACAAGCCAGGACAGGUUUAUCUUGAGAAGGACCUGAUUCUUCCUUAUGUUCCCAAUCUUGAUUUAUGUGAUGCCAAAUGUUUAUCUGAAACAAAUCCAAAGAGAAGUACAUUGCUUUUCUUUCGUGGUCGGCUUAAAAGAAAUGCGGGAGGAAAAAUACGUUCUAAACUUGUUGCAGAGUUAAGUGGAGCUGAUGAUGUAAUUAUAGAGGAGGGAACAGCUGGAGAGGGAGGAAAAGAAGCAGCUCAAAGGGGCAUGCGCAAGUCUCUAUUUUGCAUGAGUCCUGCUGGUGACACUCCAUCAUCUGCUAGAUUAUUUGAUGCUGUUGUUAGUGGAUGCAUUCCUGUCAUAAUUAGUGAUGAACUGGAGCUCCCUUUUGAAGGAAUACUUGACUACAGGAAGAUAGCAAUGUUUGUUUCUUCUAAUGACGCCGUAAAACAAGGUUGGCUUUUGAAAUAUUUGAGAGGCAUUAGCCCUGCUGUUAUCAAAGAAAUGCAAGAAAAUCUUGCCAAGUAUUCAAGGCAUUUCCUGUAUUCCAGUCCAGCUCAACCGUUGGGUCCUGAAGACUUGGUUUGGAGAAUGUUGGCUGGAAAGGUGGUGAACAUCAAGCUUCAUUUGCGAAGAUCUCAGCGGGUAGUAGAAGGAUCUAGAAGUCUCUGCACGUGUGACUGUAGGCGUGCCAAUACCACUUCUAAUAGUGCUCCAGCACUAUAAGAUCUCUCUCAACGGUACUGUGUAAAUGCUAUCUUUAUCUUUGUGAUUCUGCUCACCUCUCUGCUAGAAACCACUCCCAAAUAGCUCAUUAUUUAUUUAUUUCUUAUGACUUGUUGUGCUCAGAUACAAAAUUUACGUAUAAUUCUUGAGUUUAAAGAGUUUGAUUUUGUUAUCGAAACGGAGAAGCAUCCACA
Neltuma alba is the source of this 1786-nucleotide messenger RNA. RefSeq names its product probable arabinosyltransferase ARAD1. The coding region runs from base 78 to 1592 and encodes 504 amino acids. The record is from RefSeq and is a predicted model, not a curated record. The transcript has 9 exons. NCBI's taxonomy places the organism in Eukaryota, Viridiplantae, Streptophyta, Magnoliopsida, Fabales, Fabaceae. Gene Ontology annotation, molecular function: glycosyltransferase activity.